Rotaria sp. Silwood1 is the source of this 8583-nucleotide messenger RNA. NCBI's taxonomy places the organism in Eukaryota, Metazoa, Rotifera, Eurotatoria, Philodinida, Philodinidae. The record is from the annotation of a GenBank genome assembly.
AUGGAUGAGGAUAUAGAUAUUGACACCGUUUUAUCCAAUCGACUGGAAGAAAGUAAACAAAAAUAUCCUAAACGUUUUCCAAGAUCGAUUUAUGCACUUAAAGCUGUUCAUAAUAAUGUACCAAAUGAGUGGAAAGAACGGUUGCUACAAGCAAGAAACACAGGCAAUGGACAACGUGUUAUACUAAUUCCUUAUAAUAUGAAAAGUAAUCAUUGGGCUGGAAUCAUCUUCAAGUUUCAAACAGACAAAGAGAUUGAAUCGGCUCAAUUCAUGGAUCCAGUCGAAUAUUCUGAUUUCUUUCCCGAAACAUUACAAAAUGAAUUCUCUGAAAUUUACCUAGAUGCUGCUUUACGUUGGACUUUUGUUGAAAAACAUCAUGAUCCAAGACAAAGUGCAAAUUUAACUAUUGAAAAUUUAUUAAAAGCGGCCGAUGAAGCUCAACUUACAGAUGAACAAGAGACAGGUAUAAGUCGUUCAUACGAGCAAAAAUCUGACGUUCGAAAUGCAGCUAGUUCUUUGAUUGACAAAGAUCGAAAUUUUUCAACAUCAACUAUGUCUCCAAAUCAAAAACAUAUAUCGAACAGAGAAUCUGAACCGUCAGAAAUCCCGAAUACACCUAAAGUAUCAAUGAAAUCACCCGAAACAUACCAAUCAAGUCCACAGUAUCAUCAACAGGAUAGAAAUAACAUUAAUACAUGUUCAAUCAAUGUAAAAGAUAAAAAUUGGUCAGCUGCUCUGACAACGAUGAAAAAAUUAUUCAAGCAGCUUAGUCCAUUAAAUAUGCAAGAAUUAUUUAGGCUUAUUGAGAAAGUUGAUGAUGCAGCACAUUUAAUAAAAAACAAAAAUAUUAUUCUUUUCUUGGGAGAAACUGGAUCAGGUAAAUCAACAACUAUUCAUUUUCUUGCGGGCUCUCAAAUGCAACGUGUAAUAUUGAAUGGAUUGAAUCACAUUAGUCCCAUUAAUAUAAAAAAUUCUGAUCUAAAAAAAGUAACAACAUCACCAUCUGCUCGAUCUGAAACUCGAUAUAUAACUACUGUUACAGUAAAUUUCAAAGAUGUUGACGGAUAUACUGAUGGUGAUAUCAUUCUAUGUGAUACCCCAGGAUUUGAAGAUACGAAUGGACCAGAAAUUGAUAUAGCAAAUGGUAUUGCUGUUGUUAGAGCAGUAAAAGGAUGUAAAAGUGUAAAACCAGUUGUAUUAAUUAGUUAUAAGAGUAUUGGUGAUAGAUGUCGUGGUGUAAAAGAAUUAGCUCAUGUUUUAGUCGGGCUAAUUCCAGGAAUUAAAGAUAAUAUUAAAGCUUUUUCCUAUAUAUUUACGAAAUUUCCAGAAGAUGAGAAAAAAACAAUUCAUGCAUUAUUAAAAGAUAUCAACAAUCAAUUGAACGAAGAAGAAAAAUCAAAUGUUAGUUUUAUAAGUUUUUUAAAAGAUAUGUUAAAGAAAACAAGCAAAUCAGUACGAGUAUUAGAUCCAAUCAGUGAUCAGCCUGGAGAGAUUCUUGAUGAACUUGCAGAAUCUGCUUCUAUUUCUUCUCCAGAUGAAGUUUUUCAAUUUUAUAUUACAGAAAAAUCAAAAACUACUGUACAGGAACAAGUAAGAAAACAUCAAUUAAGUAUUAUGUCAGCAACUAAACGUUCUGAAUAUCCCUUUUUACAAUAUAAACUUGCUCAAUUGAAACAAUUAAAUAAUUUCCUUGAACAAGAUUAUAUUGGACAAAUCUAUGAUGAUUGUGUUCGACAUAUAAGCAAACAUCUCUCGGAGGAAUAUCAAAAUGGUAUUGCCAUAUUAAAUCGUUGUUUAAACAAUCAAACCGUUAUAAGCAUUAACGAUAUUGAACAAUAUCAAAAAUGUAUUGCUCAUGCUAAAGAUGCAGAUCAAAUAAGGAAUGACUAUUUAGAAAAAGAAGUUGUUCAUAGUAGUGCAUUUUUUGUAUAUCUAGAUCAACAAGUAGACAUCAUACUUAAAUCUUUAGAAGAAAAAGAUAUUGAUGAUUCAUCAGCAAAAAUUUGUUUAGAUAAAAUAAAAGUUCUUUCUAUAUAUUUUUCAAAUAUCAAUGAUAAAUAUAAAGAUGUUCGUCGAAUUUUUUCUGAAAAGUAUGAUUUAAUAGUUAAAUCAUACAAAAAUUCCGUACUCGAGAAAAAUUUUCCUAACGUUGCUAGAGAUAUAACAAAAUUAUAUGAUGCAAGUACUAUAUUAGAACAGCAUUUAAAUCAUGAAUACAUGACAACAAAAUAUAGAGAAUUAAAAAAAUAUUUUCUUGACAUAUUAAAUGAUUCAGUUUCAAAACUAAAUUAUAUACUUUCUCAAGAAAAAUAUGGAAAUGAGACUAUAGAAAAUUUAAAAGAAUUUGUACGUAUGUUUGAAACAGUUAAUAACACAUUUACUUUGCAACCUCAUAUCUCAAAAGAAGAUAUUAAUCAAAUCUAUGAAGAGUUUUUAUUAAAAAUUGUGAAUCAUUAUGAACAGAUUGAUGAAAAAAUCAUGACAGAACUUAGAGGUCAAUGUUCAUAUCGUGAAAUAGAACAAUUAUUCAAAGAAAUUACUUUAAUUAGAACAAUAUCUAUUAUUGAAUCAAGAACUAAUCAUACUUAUUAUAAGACAUUAGAACAUAUAUGUGGAUGUAUAAGAGAAUUAAGAAGAGAAAUUGAAGAUAUAUUAAAUGGAUUCUAUCGUAAUGAAAGAAAUAAUUAUAGUAGUCUUAUGAAAUGUCUAUCAAGUUUAAAAAAUGCAAAAUGGAUAGAAGAAUAUCGACUUGAAGUUUAUGCAGAUGUAAUCAAUAAUACUAAGGAACAAAUUCUUAAACAUAUAAAAGAAUUAGAAAAAACUGUUGAACAAACAGAUUUAGAUCUUGAUAAUUUUGAUAAAAUAGAGCGCAUUGAUAAUAUAGUAUCAGAAAUCAAUGAUAUGAGAGCUAUUGAAGAAAUUGUUCCAGAUAUAAAUCAACAUAUAGAGAAAAUUAAUACUCGAUAUAGAAAUGAAAUAGAUAAUGUAUUUACUAUUAUUACUGAUACAUUCGAUUUCGAAAAAUGGAAAACUCAAAAGGAUUCAAUAUUGGACUUUAGUAUAGCUGAAAAAGGAUUUCAAUAUUUGAAUGUUUGUAAAAGAAUACAUAUUUCGUUCAGAAAUAACUCUUCGGUUGUUAUCGAUAAAUUAAAAAAGUUUAUAAGAGAAUUUAGUACUGUUGUUCAAAAUGAUAUGAUACAAUGUUUUACAACUAUCAAACAAUAUGAAAGUGGAAAUAAAGAAGAACUAUUUGAUAAAGCUUUAAAAUUAGCAAGUCGUUUAGAAGAAAUUUCUGAAAUAAGAAAUAAGUAUCCUCAAGUUUUAUCUUAUUUUCAAAAUCAAAAUAUUCUUAGAGUAUGGGAAGAUGAUUUAGAACGUUAUCUAAAUGAUUUAUCAGGUGAAAUGACAUAUCUAAAUGUUGGAGAAAAUACUGAAGCUAUCAAUAAUAAACUAUUGAUUGCAAAAGCAUUAAGUAAAUUAGAUCGAUUUUUAAAAGGCAAAAAGUUUAACGAUAUUUAUUCUACAAAUCAGCAUCUAUUCUUCAAUACAACUAAUGAUCGUGGUAGACAACUUAUAGAAGAUAUCAACAAGUUUAAGUAUGAACAUUUUGGUAAUGACAUGAUAAAAUUACAGAGAUCGAAUGAAGUAGGACAACAUUUAUUUGUACAAACUAAACGAGUACUUAACCUUAGUUUAUAUAGUUUAAUGGAUGAUACAAAAACUCAAGCAAUAAUGCUUGGGAAUACUAUUGAAAUUCAAGCAAUUAAAUCGAUAGUAGAAAAUUUGAGACGAAUGCAAAAUGCAAAAAAAUUUAUAUCAGAAUUUGUUGAUAAACCAGAAGAAAUAGAUAAUUAUAUAGAAGAAGUUAAAAAAUUAAUUGAAGGACGAAUAAAAAACUUUUUAGGACAUAUUAAUGCUCUUAUUAAAACUAAUAAUUUCUAUGAAGCAGAUGAAAAAAUAAAUUCCAUUAAAUUAAUCAGUAAUUUAUUAGGUACAUUUCGUACACCAUAUAUUUGUGAACAGAUUGAACAAUUAGAUACAAAACAAGAUGAAACUGUAUCUAAUGUUGUAGUUAAAAAAUAUGUUGAAAUGGAUAUGAAUGAAUAUACUUUAAAUCCACCAAGAGAUAUAUUUGAUCAACUCGGAAAAGUUAGUGCUACAAAUUUUAGAUAUGUGCAAGCCUUAGAGGAAAUAAGAAGAGGUAUUUUGAUUAAAUUUAGAAAAGAAUUAGAUGAAGCUAAAAAACAAUUACCACCAAAUCCUGAUAAUAAUCAUAUAAGAAAAUUUGAAUCAGGAUUUAGAUAUUUACCAAAAGAUAUGCAAGAAACUCUUGAAAUAGAUCUACAACAUUGUAAAGAUGAAAUUAAAAAAACUAUUGAAAAUAAUGAUAGAGAUUUAAAGGAUGCAUGUGAAAGUAGAGAUCUCAAACGUAUUCGAACGGUUAUUCAAGGUUAUCAGCAGUUCGAAGGCAUGCAAUAUUAUGCAAACGAAGGUCGAAAAUAUGUUCUUAAACAAACAGAAGAAAUUGCUACAAAAAUAAAUGAAUAUUUGAAAGAAUAUAAGAUAAGAGAAGUAUUAGAUAAUAUUGAAACACUCUAUGCUUAUAAAAUUGAAUUAGAAAAUAUUGUCAAUAUUGAACAAUCAUAUUUGCAAGUACAAUCAAAAGUAAGAGAAUUCUUUCAAGAAAUAUGUCAAUGUUGUAUGAAAUAUUUUAUUAAUGAUAAAGAACAUUCACUAGCUGAUGAAAUGACUGGAGUAACAGAAAGAAAUGUUAUUUAUUUAAUGGAAUUUAUGAAAUUUCGAGAUAAAUUUAAAAAUCAAUCUAUUUUAAAGCAUAUGUUUUUAGAAGAUUUCAAUGAAAAACUUCUUCUUCUAAGCGAAAAUAUGAUAAAUUUUUUUAAUAACUUUCAACGAAAAUAUGACAAAGCUAGGAAAGAAAAAGAUUUUACAUCUCUUAAGGAUGUUUUAGAUGUUAUGAAUAGUUGGAAUAAUUCAUUAGUAAAAAUAAAAAAUUAUGAUGAUAUGUUAUAUAGUAAUGAUUCUUUAGUGACUACGAUUAUUACGUGUAUAAGAGGUUUAACAUCUUAUUCAACUAUGUUAGAAUCAAUAUCAAAAAUGAUUAAAGAAAUAAAAUCUACGUUGAUUGAUAGUAAAUUAAUCAAUGAAGAUAAAAAUGAAAUUGAAAAAUAUCGAGAUGAACGUUAUAAGAAAUUGAAUGAGCAAUUUUUGAUUUUGAAAAAAGCUAAAAUUUUUAGUAAUUCUCAUUUAAAUAUUGAUUUAAAUGACUUUGAACAACAAUGUUUAUCAUCAUUUGAAAAGAAAAUUAUAGAUAUUAUUUCUCAUAUUGAAUCUAUUUUAAAUCGUUUUUCAACAGAUAGUCAUUUAACAAAAAAUGAUUACAUUGAUUUUAAUAUAUACUAUCUUAAUUUGAUAUCGUUUCGACAAGAAAUGACAUCAAUAGAAUGUGGAAUAAGAGAUAAAAUAAUUAGAAUUGACAAGAUUGUUUUGGACAAAGUCGAUCAUUGGGCACAUUUAGCUGAGAAUAAUUUCACAGUUCAAAAUGUUACUAUUAUAUUAAUAAAUAUGAAACGUGUUUCAAUGGAUAUGCCUUCAUUUAAAACUAAAAUCAAUGAACGAAUAGAUGAAUUACUCAAUUAUUAUAAAAAUGUAAUAAAUGAUAAUAUGACUUUUACAAAGUUAGGUACACUUUUAAAUCAGGACAAAUCUGGUAUAGGUCAAACUAUUAUUUCAGAACAUAAAUUAUUUCAAGGUUAUUCUUUAUCUUUAUUUAAUGAAAAAAUUCGAAGACAUGGUAUUGCAUAUGUGCUAAAAAGUUUAGAUGGAGAUGAUAUUGAUGGAAAACAAUUAGAAAAACGAUAUGAUCAGUUUAAUCAAAUCUAUCAAGAAUUAAUUCGACAAAAUCUAAAACCUAAUAUGAAAUUAGAUAAAUUAAUAGAAAAUAUUAAAUUAAUAGCAGGAUACAUAAAACAGGAACCCAAUGAGAUAGAUUGGGACGCAGAUAUAAGGAGAAAAGUUCCAGAAUUAGUAGCACAUAUUUUUGCUUUAUGGACACUUAAAAAUGCUGAGCAUUAUUUUGAAGCUGAAGGUUCUGAUAAUCGAAAUAGUUAUCUUCUUCAGCCUCAUGCAGCUCAAGUUAUUUCAAUAUUUCGUAUGCUCGGUAUAGGUGAUAAGAAUGAAGAAUUAAAGAAUAAUUUAGUACAAAUAGGAACAGGUGAAGGAAAAUCCAUUACAUUAGGAGUUACAGCUUGUAUACUUGCACUACUUGGUUUUCAUGUACGUUGUGCAUGUUAUAGUCAAUAUUUAAGUCAAAGAGAUUAUCAAGCAUUUGUACCAUUAUUUGAUUCAUUAGGUUUAUUAAAUUAUAUACAUUAUGGUACUUUUAAUAAACUAUGUGAAGAUAUAAUUAAUGAUAAUGGUAAUAUACGUCAAGUAGUUGAACAGAUAAUAUCUAAAGAUUCUGAUAUUGGAUUAACAAAUACUCAAAAUAUAAAACGUGCUAAAAUAUUAUUAAUUGAUGAAGUUGAUGUUUUUUUUAGUCAAGAUUUUUAUGGUAAUGUUUAUACACCCGUUGCUACUUUACGACAUCCUAAUAUUACAGCAUUAGUUCAUUUGAUAUGGAAAGAAAGAAAAUCUAAAUUAAAUUUUAAUAGAUUAAAAACUACAAAUGAAUAUAAUGAAUGUUGUAUGAAAUUUCCAAAUUGGAAAUCUUUGCUUGAAGAAGCUAUGAAAGAUAUGCUUUUUGAUGUUAAUAAUUAUGAAUCACAUGGUUAUAUUGUUAAUCAGGAUAAAAUUGGAUAUAUAGAACAGGAUAAUAUUAUUUAUAACGUUGCUUAUGGUUAUAAAACUUUGUUUGCUUAUUUUCAUGAGCAUGAAAAAGGAAACAUUAGUAAAAGAAGUUUAGAAGAAAAUAUAUAUGUAAGAAUAAGAUGUGGUAGUUUUUCCUAUGCAGAAAUACCACUUGACUUUCAAUAUAUUAUGGGUGUCACAGGUACAUUAAAAACGUUAAGUGAUCCUGAAAGAAAAAUUAUAGAAAAUGUAUAUAAGAUUAGAAAAAAUACAUAUAUGCCAUCUGUAUUUGGUGAAAAUAAUCUUAAAUUUACCAUAAAAAAUGAUAUUAUGAUUGAAAAUGAAAAUGAUUAUUUUAAUGUUAUAAAACGAGAAAUUGACGAUAGAUUAGUUGGAAAAUUAUCAGGAAAACGUGCUAUUCUAGUAUUUUUUGAAACACAUCGAAAAUUAAAAGAAUUCUAUAAUUCAACAGCAUUAGGAUCAUUAAAAGAAUCAACUGUCUAUUUAACUGAAGAAGCAUCAUUAGAUGAAAAAGAAAUUUUAAUUAAACAAGCAACAACAUCAGGCCAAAUAACAUUAUUUACAAGAACGUUUGGUAGAGGAACAGAUUUUAUAUGUUACGAUCAAACUGUCGAUUCAAACGGCGGUACUCAUGUGAUUCAAACAUUUCUUUCAGAAGAAAUAUCAGAAGAAGUACAAAUAAAAGGUCGAACAGCAAGACAAGGUGAUCAUGGAUCUUAUAGUAUGGUUUUACUUGAUCGUGAUCUUGAGAAAUUUCAUAUAGAAAAAACUGAUAUUGAAGAUGUUAAAAAAGGUAAAGGAAUUCUUACUCGAAUUUCUGAUGUGCUUAAAAGUACAAAAACCUAUGAUAAUAUAUACGAACUACUUAAUGAGAGACGUAUUAGCCUAUUUAAAACACAGUAUGAUAUGAAUACAAAAUAUGUUGAAUAUGCUAAAGAAAAACAUAAAACUGCCAAAAAAUUUUUAUUAGAUCUUAUUUCUGGCAAAAUCGAUUCUGUAAAAAAAUUUUUAAUUGAGGAGAAUAAAGGCGUAGAAGGCUUAUACACUUCAAGAACCGUUUGUCUCAUGGAUGCAACAGGUUCAAUGCAUGAUUUGUUGCAUAAGUGUAAGAAUACAGUAGACAUUAUGUUUGAACGAGCUUCAAUGGUUUUGAAAGAGCAGAAUAUAAAAGCAGAUUCAUUUCAACUUCAGUUUGUUGUAUAUCGAAAUUAUAAUAGUGAAGAAGAUAAAAUUCUGCAAAGUUCUCCUUGGGAAACUAAACCAGAAAAUUUACGUGUUUUUAUGAAUACAAUUGAAGUUGACGGGGGUUGGGAUAAUGAAGCUGUUGAAAUUGGUUUAUGGCAUGCAAAUCAAGAAAAUGAAAGAGAAUAUAUUACACAAGUUAUUUUAAUAGGUGAUGCUCCUCCAAAUACGAAGAACGAAGUAACUGAGAAAAGAAAUCGUUUGAAGGAAAUAUAUUGGAAAGGUACUAAGUUUGCAAAACCUACGUAUUAUCAAGAUGAGUUAAAAAAACUAAAAGCACAUAGAAUUCCAGUACAUGCUUUUUUUGUUGAACAACGAGCCGAAACAGUUUUUAAACAGAUUGCCAAAGAAACAGGUGGACGUUAUGAAAUGUUAGAUAUAAAUUCUUCAGCAGGCUCAGAAAUGUUGACAGAUUUAGUAACUGAAGAGAUUCUAAGAAAUGUUGGAGGAGAUACAAGAGGAAAUGCUCUUGUUGAAGCAUAUAGAAAUAAAUUUCAAAAAGGUUAUACAUAG